AUGCUCCCAUCUAUUGCCAUAUGUAUUUUAUUUGCGACAGUCGCCUUCUCACAAAACACCGACUGUUUGGAUGGCUGUGUCUGCGACCAGCUCGAUGCGGUCAUACGAUGCGACCAUGGCAGCCGAACCAAACUUCAAAUUCCGGAAACGCCUCUUUACGGAUAUAAGUUUAUUGCUUUAACCUGCAACCAAAUUGUGAAGCUCCCCAGCGAGGGUAUCAUCAAAGCUGCAUUCCCAGAUAUUCAGGGCAUUGACGUGCAAGGAAAUGUCGAUUUCGCGUGUGAUCAGCAUGAUUUCCAUGAGGUCCCAAUCUUGAGCGACUGUGGAAAUGCUGAGCCUACGAAUUGCACUAUCAACAAGGAAUGCGAUUGGAAAUGUGCCAGCUACAACAAAAUGGUCGAGCUGUGGAAGCAGUUCAAGGAGUACGUCCAGAAAACUUAUGAGCACAUCGUCAACGAGAAGGGCCCCGAAUUCAAGGCCACCCUUGAACAGAAAUACGAAGAUUCCGGCGCAAAAGAGUUCGUGCACUCGGUCAGCUCCUGGUUCAAAAACGCCUUCAAGAGCUUUAAUCAG
Messenger RNA from Mesorhabditis spiculigera, 573 nucleotides. The record is from the annotation of a GenBank genome assembly. Lineage: Eukaryota; Metazoa; Nematoda; Chromadorea; Rhabditida; Rhabditidae.